Messenger RNA from Gasterosteus aculeatus aculeatus (three-spined stickleback), 2072 nucleotides. RefSeq names its product NAD-dependent protein deacylase sirtuin-5, mitochondrial. The record is from RefSeq and is a predicted model, not a curated record. Lineage: Eukaryota; Metazoa; Chordata; Actinopteri; Perciformes; Gasterosteidae. Gene Ontology annotation, cellular component: nucleus. Gene Ontology annotation, molecular function: protein-succinyllysine desuccinylase activity; protein-malonyllysine demalonylase activity; NAD+ binding.
GCAACAUUCCGCUAAAGUUAGCUUCGUGGUGUAAAAGUAACUGGUUGACUGGGAAGAGAAUUGUGUUCAAGUCCCUUUUUAAAGAAAACCAUCAAACAUCGAGUGCACCGCGGCCGUAGCGCUUUGCGGGUUUCCAGGCUUUAGCCGCAGCCCGUCAAACCUGUUUUAUCACGUUUUGUCAGCUUGUAGAAACCUCGCACCGAAUUACUUAACUUCAACCUAACGUUGGCAUCGUGUUCAGAUGUUCCCUUCCUACAAAGUAGCAUGCUAGCCUCUCACGAGCUUCAAUAAAACAUCUAUUCCGUUAAACGUAAGGGGGGAAGCGGUGAUCAUUCGGACCUGGACGAUGCUUCUCCGAAAUCGAGCUGUGUUUGCGCGCGGCCUCCGCGUAUGCUCGACUCGCCUGAUGAAAGGGCCGGCGGUGGUCGCAGCGAGACCCAUCUCAGACAUGUCUGAAUUCCGCAAGGUCUUCUCCAACGCCAAACACAUAGCUAUCAUCACCGGGGCCGGCGUGAGCGCAGAGAGCGGCGUGCCGACCUUCAGGGGGGAGAACGAGAAGUGGAGGAAGUGGCUAUCUCAGGACCUGGCCACGCCGGAGGCCUUCUCUCGGACCCCGUCUCGGGUGUGGGAGUUCUACCAUUACCGAAGGGAGAUGGCCUUGAACAAGAAGCCCAGCGCGGCCCAUCUGGCCAUAGCCGAGUGCGAGGCCCGGCUGAGCAAGCAGGGACGCUCCGUGGUCGUCAUCACCCAGUCCAUAGACGACCUCCACCGGCAGGCCGGGUCCAAACACGUGCUGAAGGUCCACGGCAAUCUGAUGGAGACCCGCUGUGUGAGCUGUGGACAUGUGAGCGUGAACAGGCGAAGCCCAAUAUGUGCUGCCCUGAAGGACAAAGGCUCACCUGAUCCAGAUGUUGCUGAUGCCCAGAUUCCUGUGGAUAAACUGCCACGGUGCGGCGAAAGCGACUGCCGCGGCCUGCUGAGGCCCAACGUGGUGUUCUUUGGAGAGACUCUGGACUCCCACAUCCUGACCAAGGUGGAAAAAGAGAUGGAGACCUGUGACCUCUGCCUGGUGGUGGGCACGUCGUCGAUCGUGUACCCGGCAGCCAUGUUUGGCCCCCAGAUUGCAUCCAGGGGCGUCCCAGUGGCGGAAUUUAACAUGAAUAUUACCCCAAAAUCCGAGUACUUCACGUACCAUUUCCAGGGUCCAUGUGGAACUACGCUGCCUCCAGCUUUGGCGCCACACGAGUCCGAGGCUCUUUAAGAGGCUGUUUGUAACGAGACUGACUCGACAAACCAUCGUCUACAGACCGACGUCAUCCAAGCGUUUGUCUUAUCAGUCGUGCUGUUGAGGGAGUGUUUUCUUUCAACACUUGUGGAUCAUCUUCUACUUGAAUUUGCUGUGUCGCUCAAUAAACUGGAAAUGGGAUUGUUUUAAGUUUGACAUGUUGGUUGCUUUCAGUCUGAGGCAUUGCACUGUGCAUGCAGCUGCUGGCAAAGGAUGAUCUUGUUAUUCCACACGCAUAUUGUGUGUUCGAUGCUGGUGACGGAUUAUAAUGCUUUGCUUCACAUCGGAACAUAUUGCUACUGUUGCCGGCGGAUAAUAUUCCCUCUCUGUCUCCCCCGAAUGAACCGAUGAACACGGCGUAACAUAAUCUUGUGCCAUUUGAAGCUGUUUACACAACCUUGACCAAAUCGCUUUGCACUUCAGGUGUGAAUCCAGCGAUGUUACACAGGUGUAGCUGUCUUCUGACCGAGGACACAGAGGACAUGCGGUCCCUUCAUUUCCAGCCUGAUUCAGCUAUACUUCCGUUUCCGGCUGCUUCCUCGUGUUUGUUAUCAGUAUCACUUGUCAUGGGUUUUUCUUUUUUACAUUAAUGUCAGUUUUCUAUGUACUGGUGUUUAACAGCUGCAGUUGUAAAUUCUCUAAAAGUGAAUUCAAUCAUUCAAUUAUGUUUUUUUUUUUUUUAAACAACCUUUUCUGCCUGUAAACAUCACUCACAGUUCAUGAUAAUGAAUACUGCCUAUGAAAAUAUGUCUAAUGUAAUUAUUAAAACACUAAAUGCACGUUUGCA